Molecule: messenger RNA, 2211 nt
Organism: Iphiclides podalirius (scarce swallowtail)
Lineage: Eukaryota; Metazoa; Arthropoda; Insecta; Lepidoptera; Papilionidae
Source: the annotation of a GenBank genome assembly
AUGUAUUCCGCAUCAACGGCGUCGACCACUACUUCGGGAUCUCGUGGCGAUGCCGCAGUAGUGUCGUCAGAGCGACGAGUUCGCGUCGUGCGCUUGCUGCGACCACGCCGCGCGGCCCCAGCCUUCGGAUUCUCGUUGCGCGGAGGCCGGGAGUAUUCUACGGGUUUCUUCGUGUCGAAGGUCGACUUGAACUCCGAAGCCCACCUCCAGGGAUUGAAGGUGGGCGAUCAAAUUGUGAGUGUGAAUGGAUAUCGGGUGGACGAUGCAGUGCACGCUGAGCUAGUACAUUACCUCACUUCCCAGUCCAGGCUCAAGAUCAAAGUGCGGCAUGUCGGCAUGAUACCAGUCAAAGAGAAGGAGCACGAGCCGCUGUCUUGGCAGUUCGUGUCUGAGCGCACGUCGCUGUCUUCCGAUGUGUCCUCGUCCCCCACGCUGUGCCACAACACUGAGCACCUGACCGAUAUGCGCCUCUCGAUACUAGUUCCGCCGAGAGCGAAGCUUGGCUGCGGAAUUUGCAAAGGCCCCGACUGGAAGCCUGGUAUCUUCGUGCAGUUCGUGCGAGAAGGCGGCAUAGCGAGAGAAGCUGGUCUGCGGCCUGGAGAUCAAAUUUUGUCUUGCAACGGUCAAGAUUUCGCUAAUAUAUCGUUCAAUGAGGCCAUAACCGCGAUGAAAGCGAGCGGGCGACUGGAGCUGGUGAUCCGCGAGGGCGCCGGCACGGAACUGGUGUCGCCCGAGAGCUCCGGCUACAACAGCUCGGCGUCCUCCGCGGCCGGCGAGAGGAGCCCCGCACCCGUUGCCCCCGUAUUGCCCUUGGCACCGCCGGCAGCGUUACGCCGCAGGUUGGCCAGCGUCGCCGAAGAGGCGGCCGACAGGGCGGACAGACUGACCAUCAACAGGAUGAAGAGAAGGACGUGGGAUAGCCUAGACUUCGACUGGAUAAAAGAUGACACGCACAAUUUCGACGCACCGUCGGACAUAGAGCCGGAUUACGACUGUCCCAGCAUUCCGAACAACCCCCACACGUACGAGAACAAGUCGCACAUGAGGAAGAAUAAGGAAUUCGAAACCGCGGUGACCACUCCGCUGAAUCGAACUAUCAUAAAUCUGACGGAAGAUGGCGCCACGAUACAGUGCAGUUACGACAACAAUCAGGCGGCCAUGAAGAACGUGUUUCCGAAUGAGACCAGGGAGAGCGAUAAGAAGACUAUCCUGGUGGAAGUGCACCACAUGGCGUCGGCUCCUUGCGCGAACACGCACUGCUUCCCGCCGCCCUUGAAGAAGGAUAUCAAUUCAGACACAUCCAGCAUAUCUAGCUCGGCGACGUUAUCGAGCGCUAUCGCUGAGGAGAUACAGAGAAGAAAAUUGAACAAGAAAAACCCACCAGAGACCAAGGCAAUGCCAAAUCCAGUAAAGAAACCGACCGCGCCAAAACCGAUAGACGACGACAAGAAGAAGCAACACGACGCUCUAAUGGACGAAUUUAAAAAAGUACACCGAAAGAUGUUCGCGUGCCAAGACUCUAGUGUUGAAAUAGCAAAGAAUGGCGAAGACACUCCUGAUGCCGUGGACCGUCAACCAACAAUGCAGCUGAGAAAACCUGAGGCGAUUGUGACUGAGAAUCCGGUUAGCAAUGGAGUGAAGAAACAAAAAGAAACCACAGAUAAUCCACCACCUCCCCCUCCAAUGCCUAUUACUAAUGGCCAUCAAAACGGAGAGAGUAAAAGCGUAGAGAAUCAAAAGCCAAAACCAGAAAAAUUUGAUCUCGUUAUUAAUUCGAAUAUUAGAAAGGCAUGUGCGCUCAAUCGAACGCCGACACCAGAUUAUAACAAAAAAAUCGACGCCCAAUUACUAUAUACAUCAAAGAAUAUAAAAAAUGAAAACGCCGAGAUUGAGUCACUUGAAUCGUACAAAUUGAAAAAUCCCCUCCAUGUGCAACCGAAACCGCCUUCAAAUUACUUCGUUAAGGCACCAAACGGCACUGCUACCAUGAAGAAAAUUACACGACCCGUAUCUGUCACAAUUGGAGAAUACGUUAACAAUGUUGGAAGACGGGAACCGUUAAAAUUAGAUUUUCUUAAUGGUGACAAAGUGGAUGGUCACAUAGUACCAGACAACGAACCAAUAUCUAGUAGACUGCAAUCGGAAUUGGCUCUUACGCUUUCUAGGUCUAAUUUACGUAAGAAGACUGAGGCCUUGGCUGACGCUGGGCGA